AAUAAAGCGCGAGGACCGUCAUGACGAUUCCCCAAGUGAACACGGGCCGCCGGUCCUUCAAGCAUCAAGGGCAGCUUAUCUAUGAAUGGGAGCAGUCCCUCGAGGAAGUGAACGUGUUCAUUCGUCCACCGCCAGGAAUCACGGCGGCGCACCUUGCAUGCACGAUCACCCCGACGCGGUUCACGCUGGGGCUCAAAGGAAGUGCGGACAAGUUUCUCGACCAUGAAUUCUCGAGUCAAGUUGUGGCAGACGAAAGCUACUGGAUGCUUGAUAGUGGUGAAUUGAACGUCAACUUGCAGAAAAUGAAGAAGGGACUGACGUGGGACUGCGUGUUUGUGGGUCAUGGCGAGCUGGAUCCGUUGACCAAAGGCGAAGUGCAGAAGAAGCUCAUGCUCGAGCGCUUCCAGCAAGAAAACCCAGGCUUCGACUUCUCUAACGCUGAAUUCAACGGCGCCGCGCCCGACGCGCGGACGUUUAUGGGCGGCGUCAAAUACACUUGACCUCAUAUAAACGAUACAUCGUUCAUUUUGAAUAAAAUUCCCUAGCAAAUCCCAUGGUCGACC
Aphanomyces astaci is the source of this 563-nucleotide messenger RNA. RefSeq lists its product as hypothetical. The transcript is spliced from 5 exons. Bases 21 to 500 code for a protein of 159 amino acids. The record is from RefSeq and is a predicted model, not a curated record. Gene Ontology annotation, biological process: protein folding. Lineage: Eukaryota; Oomycota; Saprolegniomycetes; Saprolegniales; Verrucalvaceae. Gene Ontology annotation, cellular component: cytoplasm.